Colossoma macropomum (tambaqui) is the source of this 1845-nucleotide messenger RNA. RefSeq names its product 5-hydroxytryptamine receptor 1F. NCBI's taxonomy places the organism in Eukaryota, Metazoa, Chordata, Actinopteri, Characiformes, Serrasalmidae. Gene Ontology annotation, biological process: G protein-coupled receptor signaling pathway. The record is from RefSeq and is a predicted model, not a curated record. The coding region runs from base 31 to 1716 and encodes 561 amino acids. Gene Ontology annotation, cellular component: membrane. The transcript has 3 exons. Gene Ontology annotation, molecular function: G protein-coupled receptor activity.
UCUCAGACCUGACGGUUCGGCUUUAGGAGGAUGGAGCUGCCGGGCAGCAGGUGGCUGGACUCCAGCGAGCCUCUGCUGGGCGAGAUGCGAGUGUCGUGGAGAAACUCGACGAGCUCUCGGCUCAGCGGGGCGUCUCGCGGGAAGCUGCUGAUGGAGGUGCUGAUGGUGCUCAUGUGUGUGGGUGCGGUGACAGGAAACAUCCUGGUCAUCGUCAUCGUGGUGGCAACAAAGACGUUCCAUCAUGUGACGUCAGUGCUGAUUAUUAAUCUGGCCAUCAGCGACUUCCUGGUCGGCAUCGGCGUCAUGCCCUUCGUGGCAGUUUCCAUCAUGAAUAACGGAUGGGUGAACUGCAAUGAUCUGUGUCUGUACGUGGGCUACACCUCCUCGGUCUACUGCACUGCCUCAGUGCUCACGCUAGCGGCUAUCGCUCUGGACCGCUACUACUCCAUCGUGGACUGUCUGCGCUACGACUCUCGCUGUACGGUGUGGCGAACCGGAGCGGCCGUGCUCUGGAUCUGGCUGCAGGCCAUGCUGACCAGCUCUCCUCCGUUGCUGGGCUGGAGUAACGUCAGCUUCGUGAAGCCCAUGUACAGCUGUUCCGUCAACUGGGCCAGCAGUCCGAGCUACACGGUCUUCAUGGCCGCCCUGUCCUUCCUCCUCCCGGCCACAGUCAUCCUCUUCUGCUACGUGAAGAUCGUCCGGGUGGCGAGGCACCACGCUAGACGGAUCCACAGCCUGGAGGAGCACCUUCAGCGCAGCCGGGGGCGCCCCCCGCCCACGCCUUCCGAAUCCGCCCGCCGGUGUUCGCGUACGGACCUGGAACCGCACGACCCCUCCAGGCUGGUGUACUACGUGAGUGGGAGGUUCGUUUCAGAAGCCCAGUUUGAUGGUCCUCACCAGGACCUGGCAGGAGAUUCAGCUCCGCAGCUCGAAGGUGAGAGCAGCUCCAAACCUUCCAGCCGGCGCCUGCACACGUUCCUCGCUCACCUCCAGAGCAGCAGCGCCCAGCAGGCCAGCAACCCUCAUCACGGCGUCGUGAGGCUCUUCAUGGUCAUCGCCGCCUUCUUCCUGUGCUGGACGCCUUACAUCAGCGUUGCUCUGGUGCAGGCCACCGAGACCGCCCUCUCGCGCUCGGAGAGCCAGGUCCCACCUGCUGCGGUCACCUUCUCCUACUGGCUCGUGCUCUUCAACUCAGACAUCAACCCGCUGCUCUACGCUCUCCUCAGCAAGCGUUUCCAGGGGGCGCUGCAGAACCUCAGGCUCAAGAUCCAAGCCAGGCUAGGUGGAGCAGUCGGGAGGGGAGGAGAAAGGAGAGCAGACGGAGAAGGUGGAGGAUGCACGACGCCCACUAACGUAACGGCUGCUAACGGGGAGCAGCAUUCCAGAGACGGCGGUCCCCAACCGAUGGGAUCAGACUACUCCUCUGUUUUCACAGUGAAUGCUCCUUUCCCCAGGAGGCUCAAGGAACGAGUGAACAGAGGCCUCCUACCUGGGAGUCUGUCCUCCUCAUCAAACUCCUCCUUCUCCACCACCUCCUCUUCCUGUUCCGUUUGGAAUAACUGCAGUGGAAGUUCCUCAGAAAGGUCAGACUGCUUACAGGUUCCCUCCAAGCCACAGGAGCGGGACAGACUCCCGACCCCAGCGCUGACCAAGGAGAGGCAGACCACCUUCUUUUACGGCCAGAUCACAGUUCGAGUGGAGCAUGAAAUUUGUUGACCCUGAACUGCCCCAUGAUGGACCUGAAACGUCAUAUUACUUUGAAUAAGGCUUAAAAGGGGAAAUCCACUGAUUUUUAAAAUUUCUGCAUAUGUCAGACUCUCAGAUUUCUUUACAGUGGUGGUGAUA